GUGCGUGGCUGGCAUGUGGAGGCUCUGUCCGGGCAGCGUGGUUUGCGACGUGGUACAUAGGCAGGCGGCGAAGCAUACUGGCCGGCUGCGUGCAUCUCCCAAGUCGUCUGUGGCGUGCCAUUCUUGGCUUCGUGCGGGAGGUUAAGGAGAUGGAAGAUUAAUAUGGGCCAAUGUGAGAGACAGAGAGAGCAAGUGGAAGACCACUUAAAUCAAAUUCUGGUGGCCAGCAUUAGCUCCAGAAUUAGUUCAGGGUAUCAAUUCUGUUCCAAUGAUUUUUUUUUUGUUUUUUAGGUACCAAGUACCUAAAUAAACAUUAGCUCAGUGUAUGGAGUAAAUUGAAAGGAUUCUCGCCCGCAAUUUUUCUAAAGGAUUCUAAUACACAAUAUGCAUUCAAGUUCCUCGAGGGUAUGUCCACCUCAACUAUGGGGAGGCGCUCGAAGGGAUGAGCCCCUGCUCUGGGGAGAGAGUAGAGGGCAUGUUGGGCGCUGCUGCUGGAGGGGAUUACGACGUGGGCUUGCUGGAGCUGCUGCUGGCUAUUCCUGCUAGAGAGAGAGAGAGAGAACAGAGAAGGAGAGAUGGAUUCGAACGCCUGCUGAUCUGGUUUUGUGGAGAAAAAAGAGAGAUAUGUCAGGAAGAGAGAGAGCUGAGAGAUGCAAGAUAGAGAGAGCACAGAGGGAUGGUGAUUGCUGGACAUUCAGUUGUUUCGCUCAUUGCCAUGCCGCAAGUUUCCGACAUUGCCGUGACUGCACAUUGUCGACUUCGUUGGAAAUCCGUGUGCACGUACUCCACCAUCUGCCGGAACUUCUUCUGACCUGAGAUACAUACUACAGUCUCAUCAAUUUGCAUCUGUCAUCAACUACUAAUUGAUUAUGUAUGUUCUUUAGUAUAUGCUUUGUAAGCUCUGAAUAAGUCAAUGCCUAAAAGGGUCACGAUAUUGCUUUUCCAUGCCCUUCAGUUUUCUCAAUUUAGUUGGCUACCUGAAUUUCCACUAUGUUAAUUCUUUCAUGUGCAAUUUCUCAGUGGUGUUCAUGUAAUUACCAUGCAGCCUUUCUUAGCAGUGCCUAACAUUUGAUUGAUGUGCUUACAUAGAACUGGAACUGUUUUGGAUUUUGUAAGGUUGCGGAUAACAAGCCAGUGAGCGCUGAUGAUUCAGUUAGAACCUGCAUUUUCUUGACCUCUAGGCUCUAGCCACCUCUACUCUCUUCUGAUCCCGCAUUCCCAAUUUGGGAGCUAGCUCUAGUCAGAGUUCAUUUCAGUGAACGGCUUUGUGCUGACCUUGUGUCGGAUGAAGAGUUGGCAGGAAUAUAGUCCAGCUAUGAAAUUACCCGCUGUUCGACUGUAGGGUUUAUGUCGAUGGCACUGAAAUCGGCAAGAUCAUCUUACCCGUGGGAGCACCCGGACAACAUUAUCCAGCUAGCAGCUACAUAAUCAUCCUUUUCCAUGGAAUUCGGGCCUUAUGCGGCCUUCUGUAAUCAAUAUAAUCACCAUGACUCUGUAUUCUUCUUCUCAAUUUCAGGGCGGAACAUCGGCGAACUUUUCAAUCAGAGCAUGCAUCUGCCGUGGAUAUCUCCGUCAGAUAGGCGUACGACAGUCUCUGACGAGCUAUGCUUCCUACUUGGGAAACCAGGCUUCAGAGUUCAUACCGGCUGUCAUCAAGGCGAAUCAAGGCUUCUCGGCAAGCUGUUCGCGAUCUCGUUCCAGAAUGUAUGCAAGGUCAGCCUUUUGUAUUGCAAUUUCAUGCUUGGAUAUCCAAUACUAAGCAGGGUUUUAGGUACAUAGUGGCACUUCAGAAGAAGAAGAAGAAAAAAGACGCAGCCGCAAAUCUGAACGGCUCGAGAAGCCCGAGUGCCUACGAGAGCGCUUCAAAUAGCCCCUCCUACCGCUCGUCCGCCAGACCGCCACGGCUAAUUUUCUGAUCAGCCAAUCUCAAGUCCUCUUCCACGCUCUCCCAAGAACCCGCCACCCACACCAAGCAAAUGGAUCCUCGUCGGCGCUUAGGCCGAUCACCACCGCGCAAGAGGGAACGCCAGGCAUCGCCGGCGAACUACAGCAACCGCCAUCUCUGGCGCUCACCCCCACGGGAGCGCGACUUCGCGCCCUCCUGGACAGGCGCGCCUUCUCCUCCUGCGGCCUUCUUGGAGCGGUCGCCCUCACCUCCCCUUCCUCUCCGGCGCUACAUCGAUGACAGCCGCGAGGAGCCCUACGGCCCUCGGCCAAGAUUCGAGCCAUGGCACGUGUCCUCGCCUUCAGGACAACGGAGGGAGGCUGACAGCUUCGGCAAUGGAUUCUUGGGCCAUGAGUGGCCGGAGUACAGCCGCGAGGGCAACUACGGUACGCCUAAGGGAUUCUUGGAGCUUGCUGAUUCUUUCCCGGGGCAGAGUCGUUUCGAUUGCGGCCGUGGUGAUGACUUCAGGCGACCGAACCGCUCCCUGCCGCGGUCGCCAAUGGACUGGGAUUUGCCUCGCGGGCAUUCGCCUUUCUUUGCCGACGAGGGACGCGGUCACGUGCAGUCGCGCGAUGACACGUUCGAUCGCUCCGGCCGCGGCGACGGCUUCGAGGCGGCUCCACGUCCAAGAUCCUUUGAGCGACCACAUCGCACGCCCAUGGAGCCCGGUGCCGAGUUCCCCGAGCGCUCCCAUGCCAUAAUCUUGGAGGGCAAGAGGCGAUGGACACCGUCUCCUCAGGAUCGCCGGCGGGGAGCUCUGUCCCCGGGGUCUGACGGCCAUGACCCCUGGACGCAGCGCUCCAUGGAGAGACUGGGGCAGCAGAGCUCGCCACGUGGAGACCGUGGGGGCUCGUUCCUGGAGACAGGAGACCGUGGGGAGCCCUACCCUUUGGGCCCGCCGCCUCCACACAAUCUCGGGGGCGGCAGAGGGGGCUUCCCACCACGGCGGUUCUUUCGCGGGAGGGGCGGGCUCCAGCAAACUGGGCCGCCAGGCGGCAGCGGACGCCAGCGAUCGCCUCGCCAGAGCUCGGUACUCCCUGCGCUGCGCACUGAGCCUGAAGCGUCGGGACGCAAGGCAUUUCCCCGGAAGAGGUCGGAGAAGCAAGUGGCAGGUGCUAUCAAGUCGACAGGAGUCGAGGAGCCGGAGCGUCCUUGGGAAUCUAAGCAUGAUGAUUCAAAUGGGGCGGUCAGACUCAGACCAGAAGCUGCAGAUAAUGAAGGGGCGAUCAAGCCAGAAGCUACGGUGGAUGAAGGAGAUGGGAGUGUCACCUCUGGUCUGAUUGCAGGGAUGUGCACAGAUGUACAGAAAGGCUACCUCCGUCUCACCGGGCCUCCGGAUGCAACAAAGGUAAGACUUUCAGUGAACUCUAGUUGAAUUGCUACUGGUUUGAGUGUUGUGAAAGAAGAUGCCUUGAAAUCAUAGUUCCCAGAUCCCACUUGCCGUCCAUCUUUUAUCGGACCGUGUUAUUGAUCCCAUGUUGUAGCUCAGCAUCAGUCAUUAGCCGUUUAAUAGCUGCUUGCAGAUUGCAUUGCAUUGUUAGUAUAUCUCCUGGAUAGAAAUUUUCUGCUACAGCCAAACUUGACUAAUGUCUGUCUGCUAUAUUAGAUGUUAGGAAAGAUUUUGUAGCUUCCAUCAUUUAUGUAUGACAUCUGUUUUUUGACUGUAUAUGUAUAUCAAGUGUUCAUUGACUGAUUCUUGUGCAAAUCUGGCUAUGAGCCAUUGAUUUCUGCUCUAGUAUGUCAAAUACUGUAGCUAUACAGUAACCACUACUCUGGAUUUCCUAUCUUAUUUAGUACUAUUAUUUGUGAAGUUCAACUUUCUGAAUGUCAGAGCCAAAUACUGUAGUUAUGCAGUAACCACUACUCAUGUUUCUCUGAAUUCCUUUUCUUCCUUUGAUAUACUUCUAUUUUCCUUUUGCUACUUCUAAACAGCAAUUGACCUCUUUUCCUGUCUUUCAGAUAAGACCAAA
Molecule: messenger RNA, 3915 nt
Organism: Triticum aestivum (bread wheat)
Lineage: Eukaryota; Viridiplantae; Streptophyta; Magnoliopsida; Poales; Poaceae
Product: translation initiation factor IF-2-like
Exons: 2
Coding region: 1977-3320 (447 amino acids)
Source: RefSeq, a predicted model, not a curated record